This is a messenger RNA of Nannospalax galili (Upper Galilee mountains blind mole rat), 3271 nucleotides long. It is a transcript of the gene Grm2, whose product is annotated as glutamate metabotropic receptor 2. Gene Ontology annotation, molecular function: group II metabotropic glutamate receptor activity. The record is from RefSeq and is a predicted model, not a curated record. Gene Ontology annotation, biological process: regulation of synaptic transmission, glutamatergic; G protein-coupled glutamate receptor signaling pathway. Gene Ontology annotation, cellular component: membrane. Bases 168 to 2789 code for a protein of 873 amino acids. The transcript is spliced from 6 exons. NCBI's taxonomy places the organism in Eukaryota, Metazoa, Chordata, Mammalia, Rodentia, Spalacidae.
CCCGAUUCUCUGUGCCAGAGCCGGGUGCGCCAGGAGCUGGGCCCCUUUCAUCUUUCUUCCUGUCUGUCCUUUCCUGGCCCCUGUUUCCUCCUCCUUUGCCUUUCCUGAUUCCACCCUCAUCCCUUGGAGACCCAGGUCUGCUGGACCUGUCCAUCUCCUUUGGGGCCAUGGGAUCGCUGCUUAGUCUUCUAGCACUGCUGCUGCUGCUGUGGGGUGCUGUGGCUGAGGGCCCAGCCAAGAAGGUGCUGACACUGGAGGGGGACCUGGUGCUGGGUGGGCUGUUCCCAGUGCACCAGAAGGGUGGCCCAACAGAAGAGUGUGGGCCUGUCAACGAGCACCGUGGCAUCCAGCGCCUGGAGGCCAUGCUUUUUGCACUGGACCGCAUCAACCGUGACCCCCACCUGCUGCCUGGUGUGCGCUUGGGUGCACACAUCCUCGACAGCUGCUCCAAGGAUACACAUGCCCUGGAGCAGGCAUUGGACUUUGUGCGUGCCUCGCUCAGUCGCGGUGCUGAUGGCUCACGCCACAUCUGCCCUGAUGGCUCUUAUGCCACCCAUGGUGAUGCUCCCACUGCCAUCACUGGUGUCAUUGGUGGUUCCUACAGUGACGUUUCCAUCCAGGUGGCCAAUCUCCUACGGCUGUUUCAGAUCCCACAGAUCAGCUAUGCUUCUACCAGUGCUAAGCUGAGUGACAAAUCCCGUUACGAUUACUUUGCUCGCACAGUGCCCCCAGAUUUCUUCCAAGCCAAGGCCAUGGCUGAGAUUCUCCGCUUUUUCAACUGGACCUAUGUGUCCACUGUGGCAUCUGAAGGUGACUAUGGAGAGACAGGCAUUGAGGCCUUUGAGCUAGAGGCCCGUGCUCGCAACAUCUGUGUGGCUACUUCAGAGAAGGUGGGCCGAGCCAUGAGCCGUACAGCCUUCGAGGGAGUGGUGCGAGCCCUGCUGCAGAAACCCAGUGCCCGGGUGGCUGUCCUCUUCACCCGUUCUGAGGAUGCCCGUGAGCUGCUCGCAGCCACCCAGCGCCUCAAUGCCAGCUUCACUUGGGUGGCCAGUGAUGGUUGGGGAGCCCUGGAGAGCGUGGUGGCAGGCAGUGAAGGGGCUGCUGAGGGUGCCAUCACCAUUGAGCUGGCCUCCUACCCCAUCAAUGACUUUGCCUCUUACUUCCAAAGCCUGGACCCCUGGAACAACAGCCGGAAUCCUUGGUUUCGUGAAUUCUGGGAGCAAAGGUUCCGCUGCAGCUUCCAGCAACGAGACUGUGCAGCCCACUCUCUGCAGGCCGUGCCCUUUGAACAGGAGUCCAAGAUCAUGUUUGUGGUCAAUGCAGUGUAUGCCAUGGCCCAUGCGCUACACAACAUGCACCGUGCCCUCUGUCCCAACACCACCCACCUCUGUGAUGCCAUGAGGCCUGUCAAUGGGCGUCGUCUCUACAAGGACUUCGUGCUCAAUGUCAAGUUUGAUGCCCCCUUCCGCCCAGCUGACACUCAUAACGAGGUCCGCUUUGACCGCUUUGGUGAUGGUAUUGGCCGCUACAACAUCUUCACCUACUUGCGGGCAGGCAGUGGGCGCUAUCGCUACCAGAAGGUGGGCUACUGGGCCGAAGGCCUGACCCUGGACACCAGCCUCAUCCCAUGGGCCUCCCCAUCAGCAGGCCCCCUUCCUGCCUCUCGCUGUAGUGAGCCUUGCCUUCAGAAUGAGGUGAAGAGCGUACAGCCAGGUGAGGUGUGCUGCUGGCUGUGUAUCCCCUGCCAGCCCUAUGAGUACCGGCUGGACGAGUUCACCUGUGCCGACUGUGGUCUGGGUUACUGGCCUAAUGCCAGUCUGACUGGCUGCUUUGAGCUGCCCCAGGAGUACAUCCACUGGGGUGAUGCCUGGGCAGUAGGACCUGUCACCAUUGCCUGCCUGGGUGCCCUGGCCACCCUCUUUGUGUUGGGUGUCUUCGUGAGGCACAACGCCACACCUGUGGUCAAAGCCUCUGGUCGGGAGCUCUGCUACAUUCUGCUGGGAGGUGUCUUCCUCUGCUACUGCAUGACCUUCAUCUUCAUCGCCAAGCCAUCCACCACAGUGUGCACCUUACGGCGCCUUGGUUUGGGCACUGCCUUCUCUGUCUGCUACUCAGCCCUCCUUACCAAGACCAACCGCAUUGCACGUAUCUUCGGCGGGGCCCGGGAAGGUGCCCAGCGGCCACGCUUCAUCAGUCCUGCCUCACAGGUGGCCAUCUGCCUGGCACUUAUUUCAGGUCAGCUGCUCAUUGUUGCUGCCUGGCUGGUGGUGGAGGCACCAGGCACAGGCAAGGAGACAGCCCCUGAACGGCGGGAAGUGGUGACAUUGCGCUGCAACCAUCGUGAUGCAAGCAUGCUUGGCUCACUGGCCUACAACGUGCUCCUCAUCGCGCUCUGCACGCUUUAUGCCUUCAAGACCCGCAAGUGUCCUGAGAACUUCAAUGAAGCCAAGUUCAUUGGUUUCACCAUGUACACCACCUGCAUCAUCUGGCUGGCAUUCCUACCCAUCUUCUAUGUCACUUCCAGUGAUUAUCGGGUACAGACCACUACCAUGUGUGUGUCUGUCAGCCUCAGUGGUUCUGUGGUACUCGGCUGCCUCUUUGCACCUAAGCUGCACAUCAUCCUUUUCCAGCCGCAGAAGAACGUGGUGACUCACCGGGCACCUACCAGCCGCUUUGGCAGUGCUCCCCCUAGGGCCAGUGCCAACCUUGGUCAAGGGUCUGGAUCCCAAUUUGUUCCCACUGUUUGCAACGGCCGUGAGGUUGUAGACUCAACAACAUCGUCACUUUGAAGACCCCACACUCUUGCCCUGACAUGGCUGCUCCCGGAACCCAUUGUAGACCCACUUCCAUGGCCAGAAGGAAGUUGGCUGGAGCACUGCAAUAAUGCCCACCCUAUACCUGUCCCCAAAGUCACUUACUCAUCUACUAAUCCCACUUUCAGGUCAGAAGUCAGGGUCCUUAGCUGGGGAGCCUCUGCAAUCAUCCCCACUGCCCCUGCAGCAGUGUCCCCUGUUUGCCAGGCCUGGGACUCUGAGGAGAGAGAGCCAGUGUAUACUGUGCCCUGGAACAAGAUGGCUGAGGUCUACAGGCCCAAAUCUGAAUCAGCAAAGGUGCUUCCAGUCCAGUCCCUCCCCAGGCCUUUUUAAUUUUUUAUAUGUUACUCUGGGAUGGAGAGGGUGGUUAUUGUGGGGACCAUUCCUUCCCUCCCCCUUUCACAGUAGUUUGUCCUGUUGUUUAUUUUGUAUUAUCUGUAAAUAAAGCUUUAUUUAAA